Fonsecaea monophora is the source of this 2751-nucleotide messenger RNA. RefSeq lists its product as hypothetical. The record is from RefSeq and is a predicted model, not a curated record. The transcript is spliced from 6 exons. The coding region runs from base 1 to 2751 and encodes 916 amino acids. NCBI's taxonomy places the organism in Eukaryota, Fungi, Ascomycota, Eurotiomycetes, Chaetothyriales, Herpotrichiellaceae. Gene Ontology annotation, biological process: transmembrane transport. Gene Ontology annotation, molecular function: transmembrane transporter activity.
AUGCCGUUCGGAAUCCUCGACUGCAAAAAACUGGAAAAUGUGCCUGGCACAUCUUUCAUGAGCGAUCAGGAUGACCUACCACCGGAGUACGCAGAGGUCCCGCGAGAGCUGUUGAAGCAUGGCAAGGGCAGGUUUUCAAAUAUCAUCUUGAUUCCUCAACCGUCGGACUCUCCCAACGAUCCCCUGAAUUGGCCACAAUGGAAGAAGGAAAUGAUUCUCCUCAUCGUUUCACUCUCCGCUGCCGUCGUGGGCGCGUUCGGCCCCAUGUUGAGUCCUGGUUUCGUGGAGAUCUCGGCUCAACUUCACAUCACCGUUGAAAUCCUGUCCCAGGCUACCGCGUGGUUGAUCCUCACCAUCGGACUCGGACUGUUCUUGACCAAUCCUCUGGCCAAGAUAUAUGGGAAGAGGCCAAUCUAUAUUCUUGCGAGCUGCAUCAUGUUCGCUUGUUCUGUUUGGGGUGCAAAGGCUGGCAAUUAUAGCAGCUUUCUAGCUUCCAGGGUCAUCAGUGGCGUGGGAAUGGCGCCGUAUGAGGUCCUUGUCCAAUGUACAAUUGGUGACCUUUACUUUGUUCAUGAAAGGGCUACCCGAAUCGCAGUGUGGAAUUUGUUUCUCCUGACAGGAAUCUCUGGUGGCGCCUUAGUUGCUGGAUACAUAAUCGAAUAUGACGGGUACCAGUGGACCUUCGGAGUAUGCGCCAUCAUGUUCGGUGUGCUCAUGUUCGCUGUAUUCUUUCUUGUCCCCGAGACCACGUAUCGCCGAGACGCUGUCGUGGUGGUACCGGUGGCAGAUACCGUCGACACUGACCCCGAGAAGCCGGGUGUGCAACAUGUCCACAUGAAGUUGGGACACGAACAUGACAUCUCUCAAGCUCGUGGAGAGAAGGACAAACAUCUGUCUUACACAGUCACACGUGGUUCGAACGAACCCAAGAUGUCGUUCUCGCGGUCGCUGAGGGUUUUCACUGGCCGAUAUAGCUAUGCCCCGAUCUACAAGAUCUUUACCCGGCCGGUGUUGCUCUUCUUCUAUCCGGCGGUAUUUUGGGGUUUCCUCAUGUAUGGCACCACCUUGACUUGGAUUGUGGUAUUCUCUGUGGUCAAUGGAGUGAUAUUUGUCGCUCCGCCUUACAACUUCUCGGUGUCGCAAGUCGGGUUGAUCAGCUUGUCGCCAUUUAUCUUGACGUUAAUCGGAGAGGUCAUCUCUGGACCCCUUAACGAUGCAAUUUGUCUCUACUUGACCAAGAAGAACAAAGGAAUUUACGAACCUGAAUUCCGACUGGUGCUCAUCAUCGUUGUCAUCAUCCUCGGCACGGUUGGAUUCUUUGGUUUCGGGGCGACUGUGCAUUACCAGACGCACUGGCUGGGACCAGUCUUGACAUUUGGGUUUGCGAAUAUGAGCCUGGCCUUUGCAUCGACCUGCGUCUUUGGUUACGUGAUCGACUCCUACCCCAAGUUGAAUGAGGAAGCAUUCGUUGCAAUCAACGCCCGGAAUCUCUUGACCUUUGGCCUGACAUACUUUGUCAACAAUUGGCUAGCGCGAGAUGGCCCCUUGGAGCCUCAUACCGGUGCCUCGAGUGCGCCAACCGUCGCCAUGAUGAAAAAGAAAUCUGUCUAUACCAACAUCACCCCGAUUCCCUCGCAUAUCCCCCGUCAACUGGCCAUUGACAUGCUGCACAGUCAUGGCGAGAUUAUCGAGCUGAACCCCCUCGUCACCGGCUACAAACCCAUCAAAGCCCCUCAGAAUGCGCCCGCCGAUGAAUUCUUCUCCACGUGGUACGAAAUCAAUGAGAGGAUCCAGUACGUGCCAGGGAUAGGAAGAGCGGGAUCAGGCAAGAUAUCCUUCAAGGGCUGCUUCCAUGAUAUGCCGUGGGGUCUACAGACACAUGUCUACGCGCCCAUGGGCGUAGACUUGCGCAACAAGUGGCAGAUUCGGGGCAAUCAACCAGGCGAGCCACCCGAGUCGAGAGAGCUGGGAAGCAAUGCCCCUCCCGAGGGUCUUUAUCUACGUGAGGACAUUGAAAUCAAAUGUAACCCGGCCAUGGUGUCGUUUGUCAAGAAGGAGAUGAAGGCCGCCUCGAAGACCAUGGUCGACCGCUUGGUGAAAAAGGCCGAACUGAUCGACGCUGGCGUGCUGAGUGCCAUGAUGGAAGACGGCAAACUCAAGACGCUGAAUCCUGCAGAUCGCUCCCAGACAUUCCAACAACAAGGCCAUUAUUCUCCGUCCAUGCUCUCUCCCCUUCCGCAAUCCGCUUUCCCUCAAUCCCCGGCUGUCCCGGCGUUUCAACAGUCGGCAUAUGCAAGACAAUCCAUGUACGGCGCUCCCGGCCCACAAUACUCACCAGCACCGCAGAGCCAGGGUCUGGCGAUUGAAAUGGAGGGAAGUACGCAUUUCAUCCAACCGCCACCGCCUCAGCAACAUCAACAACUGCAUCCCAACCGGUUCUCGUCGGCAGUCUCUGAACUGUCUGCCAGCUCUCCAAACCAAAGCGACUUCCCACACACUAGCAGCCAGUCAGACCGGCAAAGCUAUGCCGAGUCUGUCAGUUCGAUGCCGAGCUCUGUCGCCCACAACGGCAUGGUCUCGCCUGGCAUGGAAAAACGAGCAUUCAUGGCCGAAUUACCAGCAGGCAUGGCACAUGCGCCCAACAGAUCGCCUCGGAGCCCAGACCCAAACGCUAUGUCAGCGCAAGCUCAACAGCAAAUGGCACAACAACAGUACCGAUACAACCCUCAGGACUACGCUCGGAUGUCAUGA